Chenopodium quinoa (quinoa) is the source of this 2186-nucleotide messenger RNA. Its product is annotated as putative GPI-anchor transamidase. The transcript has 11 exons. The record is from RefSeq and is a predicted model, not a curated record. Gene Ontology annotation, molecular function: GPI-anchor transamidase activity. Gene Ontology annotation, cellular component: GPI-anchor transamidase complex. Gene Ontology annotation, biological process: proteolysis; attachment of GPI anchor to protein; protein localization to cell surface. NCBI's taxonomy places the organism in Eukaryota, Viridiplantae, Streptophyta, Magnoliopsida, Caryophyllales, Amaranthaceae. The coding region runs from base 297 to 1511 and encodes 404 amino acids.
AAUCGGAUUUUAGUUGUAUUUUAAUAUGCUUGGUUGUAUUUGAAAAAAUAAACUUUAAUGGUUGUAACCCGCAAAUAGAUACUUUUACUCGUAAAUUUUCACGGAGUAGUUUUUUAAUUUUUUUUUUUUUUUCGGGAAUAAUUUUCAUUUAUCAUUAAAUUACAGUAUUACUCUAUGGGUGAAAGAACAAGGAAAAAUGUGGGGCUAGUUUGAACAAGAGCACGCCUUUUCUUUUGGUUUGCGAUCUCUGAAGUCUGAAGCUUCAAGCUCCGAAAUUUUCUUAAAAUUGCAUAUUAAUGGCAAUAAAGAUGAAUCAAAUCUUACCCAUUUUUGUUCUUCCCUUAUUAUUACUGCUUUCAUUGGAUGAUUACAAUGUUGUUGCUGCAGAAUCGAGUUCAUCUACUUCCACCACAAUGCACACCAAUAACUGGGCUGUUUUAGUCUGCACCUCUCGAUUUUGGUUCAACUAUCGACACAUGGCCAAUACCCUAUCCUUGUAUAGGACCGUUAAAAGACUAGGGAUACCGGAUGAGAGGAUAAUACUUAUGUUAGCUGAUGACAUGGCUUGUAAUGCAAGAAAUAAGUACCCUGCUCAAGUUUUCAACAAUGAAAACCAUCGACUAAAUUUGUAUGGAGACAAUGUUGAGGUUGAUUAUCGAGGUUAUGAGGUGACUGUUGAAAACUUCAUGAGGGUUUUAACAGGGCGACAUGAAGACGCUGUUCCAAGGUCCAAACGGUUGUUAAGUGAUGAAGGAAGCCAUAUACUUCUGUAUAUGACUGGUCAUGGUGGGGAUGAAUUUUUGAAGUUUCAAGACUCCGAGGAACUUCAGAGCCAUGAUUUAGCAGAUGCAGUGAAACAAAUGAAAGAAAAGCAUAGAUUCAAGGAGCUUUUGAUAAUGGUUGACACUUGCCAAGCUGCCACUCUUUUCAACCAGCUACAAUCACCUGGUGUUUUGGCAAUUGGGAGCAGCAUGAAAGGGGAAAAUUCUUAUUCUCACCACUUGGAUUCGGAUGUUGGAGUUUCUGUUGUAGAUCGCUUCACUUAUUAUACCCUUGCUUUUUUUGAAAGGCUAAAUAUGUAUGACAAUGCCUCCUUGAGCAGUUUGUUCAAUUCUUACAAACCAAAUUUGCUCAUGUCGACUGCAUAUUACCGAACUGAUUUAUACAAGCGCAAUUUAGAAGAGGUUCCUGUGACAAACUUCUUUGGCUCAGUCAUGGAAACAAUUCACACGAAGUCUGCGUAUAAAGCAUUCUCAAACAAGAAUUUAAGCAGUAAUAUUAGAAGCAUGUCACAUGAGCAGCAAGCUGACUUGCAGAAACAAAGAGAGCUGCUAGCUGACAGUGAUUUGGAAACUAUCUCUUACACAGUGGAUCAAGUUUGCCCUAUUCACAAGAUGUGGGGUACUCUGCAAAACAAAGUCGAUAGUAUAGUUGAUGUAGAAACUUUUGUGAAUCGUGGAUUGUUGUUUAUGCUACCUUUGGUAGCAAUUACAACUUGGCUAUCGUAUUGAAGCUGUCACACUAGCUUCACACCAGCAGCCAGCAACUCAACAUAUCCAUACUGAAGCAAAGCUACAUUAUUAGCUUUUGCAAGUCCUCAUUCGAGCAGAUGUGAUGUCAGUAGCUCAAAGGAAAAAGCCUUGAAGACACCAUAUGAUUAAUUGUUAUGAUGCAUUCUGCUUUUAUAUUGGUUAGAAGAUCUAGUUAGUUUGUGCUAUAUAAAUAGAGGUUGGAUACCUGAUUCUUCUUCUUUGUCAGGACUCAGGAGGCAAUGCUUCUUAUAAUUAACAUUCUUUGGCCCAGUUAUGGCAAGUCAUCACUUUGGUGCUUAGUCACGUUCCUGUGACUAUAAUCUGCUACCCUGCCAGAAGUUGCUUAGGCUGCAGUUCCUUUUCUGUUUAUCAACUUUUGUAGUUCGUUCUUUUGUAUAAUUAUAGAUCUUAAUGUUGAAUUACUCUGAAACAUAGGGAGUAUUAUUUGGACUUCAAAAUUGUGUACUUUUGGCCUUCCAUUUUGGUCAAUAUGGUAAGAGCUAUCAUAUUCUAAAUUGUGAAGCUUCAUUUGAUUUAUGAGAGGUACUAAUAAUAAUGUAAGAGAGGGAGAAACGAUCAGUUUGUAGGCAAAAGAACAAUUUAGUAUUGUUCUAGCCUAGCUUGGUGUAAGUGCCUGCCAAUUUUUAUCUACAA